Salvia splendens (bonfire salvia) is the source of this 2063-nucleotide messenger RNA. Its product is annotated as exocyst complex component EXO70H1. NCBI's taxonomy places the organism in Eukaryota, Viridiplantae, Streptophyta, Magnoliopsida, Lamiales, Lamiaceae. The transcript has a single exon. The record is from RefSeq and is a predicted model, not a curated record. Gene Ontology annotation, biological process: exocytosis. Gene Ontology annotation, molecular function: phosphatidylinositol-4,5-bisphosphate binding. The coding region runs from base 38 to 1942 and encodes 634 amino acids. Gene Ontology annotation, cellular component: exocyst.
CAUAUUUCGACUAAAUAAAUUUAAAACAAUUCGAGAUAUGCCAAGAAAAGGAAUGAGGAGCUUAUGCUUUUCCCCUAAGCAUUCGUCCUCCUCCUCCACCUCCACAUUCUCCCACUCUCCUUCUCCGUCCCGGUUCGGCUUCUCGCCUUCGCGGCCGAGUUUCUCCGACUCGGUGAUGGACCGGACGCUCGACCUGGCCGAUCCGGUUAUCAAUAAAUGGAACCCCGAAACCACCACCUUCGCCCGAGUCACCUCUCUCUUCUAUGAGAACCGCCGCGAGGCUAAGGAUUUCAUCAAAACCGUCUAUAAUUUGCAGAAGGCCAUGCACUUCCUCGUCAUGGAGAAUUCGAGCUCGGAAAAGUUAGUUCGCGCGCAGAAUUUGAUGCAGAUCGCGAUGAAGCGGCUGCAGAAGGAGUUCUACCAGAUCCUCUCGAUGAACCGGGCUCACCUCGACCCCGAGUCUGUCUCGACUCGGUCAUCGCGCACCUCCAUUGCUUCCAGCUCUUCCUACAACGACGAUGACGAUGAAGAAGCUGAAGAAGAAGGUGAAGCUGCGGAUGGAUCGAUUUCUGAGGUUGAAGAUGCUUCCAUGGCGGCGAUGUCGGAUUUGAGAUUGAUCGCCGAGUGUAUGAUCUCCUCCGGCUACGCCAAGGAGUGCCUGAAGAUUUACAAAAUUAUACGGAAAUCGAUCGUCGACGAAGGCAUCUACAAGCUCGGCGUGGAGAAAUUGAGUUCCUCGCAGAUUCAUAAAAUGGAUUGGGAGGUUCUGGAUCUGAGGAUUAAGAACUGGCUGAGCGCGGUGCGCACCGCCGUGCAGACGCUCUUCAACGGCGAGAGAAUUCUCUGCGAUGAGGUCUUCGCCUCUUCGGAUUCCAUCCGAGAAUCGUGCUUCCAUGAAAUCGCCAAGGAAGGCGCCGUGCUCCUCUUCGCAUUUCCGGAGAAUGUGGCCAAGCACAGCAAAAAAUCGCCGGACAAAGUUUUUCGAAUACUCGAUAUGUAUACCGGAAUCGCCAACCACUGGCCGGAAAUCGAGUCGAUCUUCUCAUUCGAAUCUACCGCCGCCAUCAAAUCGCAGGCGCUGACGUCGCUUGUCAAACUCGGCGAGUUCGUCCGUGCCGCACUGAACGAGUUCGAGGCGGCGAUCCAGAAGGACUCCUCGAAAUCUCCGGUCGCCGGCGCCGGAACUCACUUUCUGACGAUCGAAGCGAUGGAUUACCUCUCCAACCUGGCCGAUUACAGCAACGUCCUAGCGGAUAUCCUAGGCGAUUCUCCGCCGGCGCCGAAGAAAAAUCUGCCAGAAACUUACUUCGGCUUCUCCGACUCUGAGGAAUCGCCGGCGCCGGCGAUAACCGUGAAAAUGGCGUGGCUGAUCCUCGUCCUUCUCUGCAAGAUCGACACGAAAGCGAAGUACUACAAAGACGCGGCGCUAGCGUACCUAUUCCUCGCCAACAACCUCCAAUACGUCGUCGUAAAGGUGCAGACCUCGAAUCUGAAGUAUCUCCUCGGCGACGAAUGGCUAACGAAGCACGAGGGAAAUGUGAAGCAGUUCGCGGCAAAUUACCAACGGCUGGGAUGGGGCCACGUCAUCGACUCGCUCCCGACGGAUCCGACGGCCGUGGCUCCGGAGAAGGUCGCUGAGAUUUUUAAGAAGUUCAACUCGGAGUUCGAUCAAGCGCACAGGAAGCAGGUGCUCUGCGUCGUACACGAUCAAAAGCUCCGCGACCACAUAAAAGUCUCGAUCGCGAGAAAGAUGGUGAGAUUGUAUCGCGAGUUUUACAACGCGAACCGCAAUAAAAUAGCGGGAGAGAGAUAUUCGGCGACUGUGGUCAGAUAUGCCCCUGAGGAUGUAGGGCAUCGUCUGUCCGAUUUGUUUUUUGGGGCAGGGAGUUCAUCGUCAUUUGAGUCGUCGCCUUCUGAUUCUCGGAGCCCGAGAUCUCGCUGAGAAAAGAUAAAUUGGAUUUUGUAGCCGUAGAGAUGAAUAUAUAUCUCUCGGCACUUAAAUACUAGUACUACUGUAUGUGAGUAUAUAGACAUUGAUGAUUGUAUAUUUCAAGUGAAUUUUA